This is a messenger RNA of Solenopsis invicta (red fire ant), 5934 nucleotides long. RefSeq names its product acetylcholine receptor subunit beta-like 1 (gene nAChRbeta1). Gene Ontology annotation, biological process: monoatomic ion transmembrane transport; chemical synaptic transmission; regulation of membrane potential. The record is from RefSeq and is a predicted model, not a curated record. Gene Ontology annotation, molecular function: acetylcholine-gated monoatomic cation-selective channel activity; transmembrane signaling receptor activity. Gene Ontology annotation, cellular component: postsynaptic membrane; neuron projection; synapse. Bases 357 to 1919 code for a protein of 520 amino acids. The transcript has 7 exons. Lineage: Eukaryota; Metazoa; Arthropoda; Insecta; Hymenoptera; Formicidae.
GGUAGCUCAGUCUGCUUUGGCACGUUGAAAAUCUCGCUACCCGAUGGUGUUUCUCCGCGACCCCCUGACAACAUUCCCGUUUGCUGAGUGAUCGUUCGGCAAUUUCAGCCGAAUGUCUUCGACGAUAAAUCUUCGGAGAUUGUGAGGGUGCACAAUGACGAGGAUCGCAACUGCUCGACAAGAGUGGGUUCGGUGUGUCGGGUUGCAAGGAAGGAAAUGCAAUUAUUCGCCAGCGUCUGCGCUUCUAUAUUGAUCCGUGGUAGUGGCGGUGGAGGAACGGGUGGUGGUGGCGACUGUGCUCGCGGCGCGUUCGAGCGUUCGGGUGGGACCACAACCCCACAACGAACCCGCCCAAAAUGUAUUUUUGCCUGCGUCUGGUGCGACUAUUCCUGAUCUCGGCGAUUCUGUGCGUCGGUUUGUGCUCCGAAGAUGAAGAGAGACUGGUACGAGAUUUGUUCAGAGGAUACAAUAAGCUCAUCCGACCAGUGCAAAAUAUGACGGAGAAAGUGCACGUGAGAUUUGGCCUCGCCUUCGUGCAACUGAUCAAUGUGAAUGAAAAAAAUCAGAUUAUGAAAUCGAACGUAUGGUUGAGAUUUGUAUGGAUGGACUAUCAGUUGCAGUGGGACGAGGCUGAUUAUGGUGGUAUUGGUGUCCUCAGAUUACCACCUGACAAAGUUUGGAAACCAGAUAUAGUCCUAUUUAAUAACGCCGACGGCAAUUAUGAAGUUCGUUACAAAAGCAACGUGCUGAUAUACCCGAACGGCGAGGUGCUCUGGGUGCCGCCAGCAAUUUAUCAAAGCUCGUGUACUAUCGAUGUAACAUAUUUUCCUUUCGAUCAGCAAACGUGCAUUAUGAAGUUCGGCUCAUGGACUUUCAAUGGAGACCAAGUCUCUCUCGCGCUUUACAACGAUAAGAACUUCGUCGAUUUGUCUGACUAUUGGAAGAGCGGCACAUGGGACAUUAUCAGCGUGCCAGCGUAUCUCAACACUUAUCAAGGUGAUUUUCCCACAGAGACGGACAUCACUUUCUACAUAAUUAUCCGCAGGAAGACACUUUUCUACACGGUAAACUUGAUACUGCCGACAGUUCUGAUCUCUUUUCUCUGCGUGCUCGUUUUCUACCUUCCGGCGGAGGCCGGUGAGAAAGUCACUUUGGGCAUUAGUAUUCUUCUAUCACUGGUCGUGUUCCUUCUGUUAGUCAGCAAAAUUUUACCACCAACUUCGCUGGUGCUGCCAUUAAUAGCCAAAUAUCUACUGUUUACUUUCAUCAUGAAUACCGUCAGUAUCCUUGUGACUGUUAUCAUCAUCAACUGGAACUUCCGAGGGCCGAGGACCCAUAGGAUGCCUCAACUCAUACGCAAGGUCUUUCUUAAAUAUCUACCAGCGAUCUUGUUAAUGAAACGACCAAAGAAGACACGGUUGAGAUGGAUGAUGGAGAUACCAAAUGUAACACUGCCAGCUUCUACAUACUCGGGAAGUCCGACCGAGGUGCCGAAGCAUCUGCCAGCCUCUCUAGCAAAAUCGAAAAUGGAGGUGAUGGAGCUGUCCGAUCUGCAUCAUCCAAAUUGCAAGAUUAAUCGUAAGGUUCAUCACACAACGAGCAGCUCCAGUGGUGCUGGAGCAGGGGAGGGCAUGGGCGAUAGAAGAGGAUCCGAGAGUUCGGAUUCAGUGUUGCUCAGCCCCGAAGCCAGCAAGGCCACCGAGGCCGUGGAGUUUAUUGCAGAGCAUCUCAGGAAUGAGGAUUUGUAUAUACAGACAAGGGAGGAUUGGAAAUACGUCGCAAUGGUGAUCGAUCGACUGCAACUUUAUAUAUUCUUUAUAGUGACGACCGCGGGUACCGUUGGGAUCCUAAUGGACGCGCCUCAUAUUUUUGAGUAUGUGGACCAGGAUCGUAUUAUAGAAAUUUAUCGCGGAAAAUAGACCGAUUACCCCAACGAAGAGCAAUCACAAACAAUAUGCCAUCAGACCGUUCUCAUUUCGUCUUUUUCAUAAUGUCAUGUGAAUAAGUUUGUCGUUUCAAUUUUAAGCGUGAAACGCUUGCAACUCAACGAGUAAUUAUUUUUUAUACCUAGACUUUUAUGAAAUCUCAUGUGUGUGAAGUACAAAUUUAUUUAAUGAAAGUGUCAAUACAAUCUUCUGCCACUGUACACACAUAUUUCGUUUUUGUGCAAUUGUAAGAUUGUAAAAUUCGAUUUGUAAGCUCCCCCAACUGACGAAACUCGAACGAUCGAAAUGUGUGGCAUACAUUAUGUAGAUAAUAAUUCCACUAGUGUUAAUCAUGGUUGCCUCUGCGAUUAUUGUCUUCCCCGAUGCCAUUAACUUCCGGUAGUUCCAUUGCGACACGCUUAGACGAAGGGUUUACGAAAUGACUAUCGAAUGAUUCUCAUUCUUCAUUUUGCCGAAGAAAUAAGUAUUUCCAAGGUUUUUACAUACAAGAAGCCAUAUUAUAGCGUGUUACUUGCCAACUUAAUAAUUUUGACAUGAUAAUAUUUUCUUAGCUACAAAGACAUUUCACUUUAAUAUUAUGAUUUUCAAAUUAAGAACUUGUUUAAAGUUUAGAGAGUUUGUUUAGAUGAUUAUUGCGAAUAAUUUUAAUACUUAUAAAUUGGAUAAACUUCUGCUAAAUAGAAUUUGAUUUAAUUUAUUUCGUAAAACGUACUGAUAUACGACAUUUAGUAUAAUAAUUAUGAGUAUUAUUGGAAAUACCAUGAUUGCUCCUUUAAAAGUGUAGUUACCACAUAACACACUUAAUGUUAAACGAUGAAAUCCGCUUGUGUAGUUAUAUUAUAUAUCGUAUAUAGAAAAAUACGGAAUUAGUUAUUGGUACUUUGGCAAAAUUAUUGUUAAUAUAUUAAUAUAACAAUGGUACGCACAAACCUGUUUAGUCAACUUAUCGAUAUCUCUUAAUUAGAAAAUACAAAUAAUCUAAUAGUCUGGUAAGUUAGAAAAAUAUAUAAAACGAGAAAAUUAUUUAUCAUAAAGUAACUCAGACUUACAGGAAUUCACGUUUAACAUUAAAAAUUAUGUAAGAUCAUAGCGUAUUUUUCUAGGAUUAUAAUUUGAGAUCACAAUUUAUUAAUGCAUUUAAUAUAGUUCCCUUUCUUUGUGUUUAAAUUACUGUACAUUAUAUAUGCGCGUUUGACAUCUAUGUACGCUAGUGUUAAAUGCGUGAGAGAAAACAGUCUUGUAUUUAAUCUCUCGAUAAUUUUAGCGAUCAGCUUCAACCAAAUCGAUCAAAUUCUCGAUAUCAAAGUUAUAAAUCUCCCCAUAAGUUAAGACCGAAACGUUCUUUAUGUGACGCGCGCGCAUCCAUACGAAUGGUUAUGCAGAGUCAAUCGAGAUAACGUUUUAGAUAUAAAUUUGAAAUAAUUUUUAUAAUAAUCGUGCAAGUCGUCACAUCGUAAUUCAUGGCACUGAUCAUAAAUAUCGAAUCGCGUCAUCGAGAUUUUGACACAGUCGUCAGACAUACGAACGCGCUCAUAGUGACAAAUUUCACUUACGAACACGAGACGUUAUAAAUUGAAUUAAUUGCGAUGCGAUACGCUUGUAUCCAAUCAGUGACCUUCGAGACGCUCGGAAGACCAAUCCAACUCAAGGUAUCUUUAACAAUAAUAUUUAAAACACAUACACAUACACACAUUUAUAUAUACACAUUUAUAUACAUAAAUCUAUCCAGUAAGGAAAUCGAUUGUAUCUUUAUUGGCUGCAAACAAAAAUUGUAUUUUGAAAGUGUACUUUGAUUUGAUUGGUCUUUCUAAAAAAAUAACUCAUACUCUCAUAUCGUAUUUAUAAAGACAUCGCUAUAUGUGUAAAGUAUUCAAUAUUACUUAAUACAUUACACUUAAAUGUAUACAUAAUUUAAGUGUUUCUUUUUAACUGCACAUUUUGCAGUUAAUUUAUUUUCUUAAUUAACAAAUAUCUUUGCUUUAGUUAUAAACAUGCAGUGAAAUUUUUGUUAUUGUUUUUUUGUCACUUAUAUGGAAUUUAUAUAAGAAAUUGUAUUUUAAUGAAUGAAAAGUUAUUAAAUUAACUACAAACAAAUAACCAGGCUUAGUUAAAUGCGGAAUGAGAAUAUGAGCUAAUGUUUUGCGCCAAAAAUUAUGCGCAUAUUAGGAAACACAAUUCUUCGUUAUAAGAACGCCAUGCGUUAAUAGAGCGUCAUAGACGUGCUUACCAUAUAUGUAUAUUAUACAGAGAUACCAUUAAACGGUCAAGUAUCCUCUAAUAAAGAACGUUCAGUCCGGAAGAAGAUUGCAGUCGACUGUCAAAUAUCAAGGAUUUUACAAGCAAUGAAACAACUAAAAAUGUAAUCUUUUAUAUUUCUUUAUAAUUUGGUUCAGCUAUAAUUUCUUACAAUAUCUCUUAGUGUAUUAAUAUGUAAAAAUUUGUUGUAUUUAUACAUUUUUUCUUAGUUUUAUAGCCAAAGAUUGUGAUAAUUUAUUUGAUUACAUCAGUUGUUAAUUGACCAACCUCGUAUAGAAUUUUUUAAUUUAAUAAGCGAAAUCAUUGCGUGCAUUAGCAAUUAUCCCGUUUGACAAAUAUUAAUGUCAUAGUUGUAAUAGUUUCUUCAAACGCACCGGAAUCUGUUAUCAUAUAAUUCAACUGUUGUAUUUAUUGAAGCAAAUAGUAAAAUAAUUUUAAACUUACUUAUGAGGAUGCUUGAUAAUAACAGCGUAAGAGGAUGCAAAUCCUAUAACAUAAAAAUGUCCUUGUUUACAGUUACUUGCGUUAAUCUUAGCAAAUUUACUUAUGCAAAAGGUUUACCUUAUUUUUAAAAUAAAUUUGAUAUAUACUCUCUAAAUCUGAAUCAGGAAAAUCUUACUGAUUUGCAGUGCCAUACUUAUAACAGUGACUAACUAUUCACUAUUUUUCGGUAAUUCGGAUUAAAAGAGGGAUGCUCUGAUUAAGACUCUGGAUGAGUGUAAUCAUUGAAAGAUAGUGAAUUAUAAUUGAUAUUGUUAUAAGUAUAAAAAUCAUUGAAAUCAGAUUAUUUUCUGUUUUUUAGUGAAUAAUACACGGAUUCCUAUUUAAAGAGUGAGUUCUUUUUCUCGAUUUGUAAAUAUUUGUUAAUUGAUCAAAAACAUUUUCAUCAUAUAUAUAUCUGAAAAAGUGUAUUGCAUCGAUACUCAAAUCUCUCAAAGUUUAUUUUUGUCGCUUUUCCGUGGUGCUGAUUGGUUCUCAUUCAGCGCUUAUUUCGUGAACGGCUGUCAUUACGGAGAUCGCAUAUUUUGACCAUGUGUAUUGAGAGGUUAAUAGUGUAAUAUUCAAUUUGUAAUGAAAUUAUGUGAUAUUAUAAGCUUCGUAAUGCGCCCAUAGUACGCGGCUGUUUUGUCUAGUGUUUAUAAAAUUUGUUAGACUUAUGAAUUUUAUAUGUAAGACGAAUUCACGUUGCAAUAUAGUUUGGUUAGUGAAUAGUUUAUUGAAUUUGAAGAAGAGUUUUUGUAUAUCCAGAUUUAUCAAUGUUUUGUCGUUAUACAAUGCCAUUAUACGAUUACUUAUUGAUAGCGCAUGUCGUGUCUUCCUGGAAAGAAAUACAAUAAUUAAAAUUUAGAAACCAAGCACACUGGGCAUAUUCCGUUUUGUUCCAUCCCUCUCAUGUCAGGUUUCGAUUAACUUAUUGGAUGCGAUUUAACAUGAACAAUAACAAUAAACGAGAUUAUACAGUUCAGCUCGAUCUUUUAUCUACUGCGGAAAGGAAGACGAUCACGUAUCAGCGAAUCUGUAUUAUAGUUUACUUUGCGCAUAAAACGAAAAAAAAAAACGAAAAAAUUGUUGAGCCGAAAAGUUUGUACUUUAUUAUGCAUGAUGAAUAACAUAGUGAUUAUAUAUUCGUGCAUUACUGUAUGUUGGUAGGUAAAAGAGAAAUUUAACAUAAAAGUUAAGUAAUCCUUUUUAUAAUGAAAUAAUGCAUCAAUAAAGAUCAUGGAGAAUUUUA